GCGCCCCCGCCUCCUCCCCGCGACACACAGUGUAUAAGCGACACUGGAACCUUCGGCUGCAACCACCGGACAUCAACCGCCAUUCUUUCUUCCCUAAUCGUCGCUUCACUUCUUCCUGACAUAGCAGCUUACGACCAUGAAGGGAAUGAUCCUCCAGCUCAGCCGCAACCUGAGCCGCGCCGCCCCAGUUCUUAGUCGCAGCGUCCACUCUGGCACGCGCCCCGCCUCCACCGCCGCAACCAAGCUGAGGUCUGACCGCCCGCUCACCUCGGAGGAAAUCUACGCCCGCGAGGACAAGUAUGGAGCGCACAACUACCACCCCCUGCCCGUGGCGUUAGAGAGGGGGGAAGGCAUCUACUUGUGGGAUGUGGAAGGCAGCCGGUAUUAUGACUUCCUGAGUGCUUACAGUGCAGUAAACCAGGGCCACUGCCACCCAAAGAUCGUAGCCGCGCUCACCGCCCAAGCCUCCAGACUCGCCCUGACCUCCAGAGCUUUCUACAACGAUGUGCUGGGAGCCUAUGAGGAGUACAUCACUGGCUUGUUUGGCUAUGACAAAGUCCUACCCAUGAACACAGGUGUUGAAGGUGGGGAGACGGCCUGCAAGCUCGCCCGCAAGUGGGCUUACAACGUAAAGGGGGUUCCAAAAGAUCAGGCCAAAAUCAUUUUUGCAGAUGGAAACUUCUGGGGCCGCACCAUGGCAGCCAUCUCCAGCUCUACUGACCCCAGUAGUUACGAAGGUUUCGGCCCCUUCAUGCCCGGCUUUGAGCUUGUCCCAUACAACGACAUCCCUUCACUGGAGAAAGCUCUUCAAGACCCCAAUGUCGCUGCCUUCAUGGUGGAGCCCAUCCAGGGGGAGGCUGGGGUGGUGGUGCCGGACCAGGGCUACCUCACCAAAGUCCGAGAACUUUGCACCAAAUACAACGUGUUGUGGAUUGCUGACGAGGUGCAGACAGGCUUGGCAAGGACCGGCAGACGCCUGGCUGUGGACCACGAGGAAGUCCGUCCAGACAUCGUGGUUCUGGGCAAAGCUCUCUCUGGAGGAGUUUACCCUGUGUCGGCUGUGCUGUGUGACGAUGAGGUGAUGCUGACCAUCAAGCCUGGAGAGCACGGGUCCACAUACGGCGGUAACCCCGUGGCCUGUCAGGUCGCAAUCGCUGCACUUAAGGUGCUUGAGGAGGAGAAGCUGGCAGAGAACGCUCAAAAGAUGGGAGAGCUUCUGCGGAGCGAGCUGAGCAAACUGCCCAAAGACAUUGUGACAACAGUCAGAGGAAAAGGCCUCCUCAACGCCGUCGUCAUCAGAGAGACUAAAGACUACAACGCCUGGAAGGUGUGCCUGCGCCUUCGUGACAACGGACUGCUGGCCAAGCCCACCCACGGUGACAUCAUCCGCCUGGCCCCUCCCCUCAUCAUCAAAGAGCACGAGCUGCACGAAUGUAUCGACAUCCUCCAGAGAACCAUCUUGUCCUUCUAAACUACAACCAACCAUUCAACGAUACACAGACGACCUUCCACCUGAUAAUCCUAAUCGACAGGUUUCGCUAAACAUUUUAGUUUUGUUUUUUUUAAUUUCUUUUUCAAAGACGGGAGUUCUUUGAGGCGUAUUACUGUAGAAAUACAGUAUAGAGACUGUGUGGGGUGUGCUUAUAUGAGGCUAUAUGGACACUUUUUGUACAGAAAAAAAACUGCUGUAAAGAAAAGAUUCUGAUAGACUGCAGCACAAUCGGACAACUAUUUUAAAAUGUUCAAUAUUUAAUUCUGAGGCUGACCCGAAUGCUUCGAAGCUUUAACCACGGCAAUCAGCGUUCAAAUCAGUACUUUAAUGCGUGUUUUACGAGUUGUCCACACAGCAGAGGAGGUCAAUAGACCGUUUCAACAGCCAUGUCUUUUAUUUUACAUGUUGACAUAGGUCAGUUUAUAUAUUCAUUUAAACAUGAGCAAGUCCAUUUUUCAUGGACUACCUCUGUAAUUUCUUUGAUAUGAUUUUUGCACAUUUAGUAGCCAUUUUAAUAAAUGGGUAUCCUUGAAGUCCUCAUCCCUCAUUGGAGAAUAAUAAGUAAAUAAUGACCGCCCUAGAUACAAUUUUUCGCUGGUAUCGAUGGUUGUAAAUGGUCAAUGUGCUAGUCUUCAAUAAAACCUAUUUUAAUUUUUAAAAAGGAUAUGUGAUGCUACCGGGGACGUAAUGCAGUCUAAAGUUUAAAAGACUUUAUUUCAAUUUUUUCCUCAGAGGCCUACAGUAAGUCUGACAGACUUUGCAAGUUGAGAGUACACUGAAAUAAAUGAUGGUCACUAUUAUAAACAUAUUUGAUUAGUAUAGUAAACACAUACUGAACUACUGCUGACAUUAACCUGGGAUGGUCUGGGUAUUAAGAGCUCAAGAGCUGGGUUUUGAAUAAUUAUUUGUGAAUUUUAGUUUGCUGAAACCUUUUUAAAGUACUUUUCAUUUCAAGUACAAAUAUAUGACCUGUAUCUGUAGUAUGUUGUCUUUGUCAUUGAAUGUUUUCUCUGUUACAAAACUAAGUUAAUAGUGUCUUUCAAAGGCAAUAUCACCUUUUUAGUUGUUGCAUAAUCCAUUGAUCUUCAAAUAAAUUAUUGCAGUCUUA
This is a messenger RNA of Anoplopoma fimbria (sablefish), 2600 nucleotides long. RefSeq names its product ornithine aminotransferase (gene oat). Bases 137 to 1471 code for a protein of 444 amino acids. NCBI's taxonomy places the organism in Eukaryota, Metazoa, Chordata, Actinopteri, Perciformes, Anoplopomatidae. Gene Ontology annotation, molecular function: pyridoxal phosphate binding; L-ornithine transaminase activity; identical protein binding. The record is from RefSeq and is a predicted model, not a curated record. Gene Ontology annotation, cellular component: cytoplasm. The transcript has 10 exons.